AAUGAAAAUAAAAAAAUAGAAAUAAAAUAAAAAUAAAAGAAAAGUAGAACUAUAAUAUGAAUGAUAUUUAGAAAAAAAAAAAACCAGUAUACAGCGUAAUUUCUUCAAAAUAAAAUACUAUUCACAUGUUUAUUCUUAAUGUGAGAAGCUUACCCGGCCCGACCUUGACAGGUGUAAGAGAUACCAUACGGCUUUUUCUCUGACUGGCAACUUCAAAAAUUUUCUCGCCAAACAAACACAGUUUUCAUAAUUUCUUCUUGGCAACCAAUUUUUUUUUUCAAAUAAGGAAGGGUAACUUUAGAACUCAGAGUUGACCUGUUUAGAGUUUUAGCUGUCUGGUAGGUGUAGCAAGAGGAACUUAAAACACUACUUUUCGCAGUUCCACAGUAUUAAUUUUCACAAACACACAGACACAACUUUAAAUCCAAACUCCUCAAGGAAAAAACAAAAAGAGAUUCACAAAUUUUUGACUUUGAAGCUUACCCAUUUUGGAGGCUACCAUUACCCAUCAAAUUGCCUUCUCAAUUGCUGAAUUUCUUAUUUUUCAAAGUUCAAAAAAAUCUUCAUCUGAAAUGUACUGUUAGGGUUUACGUCUUCUCUUCUUCUUAUUCUUCUUGGCUUUGAAUUGAAUAAUUUACUUAAGCUUCUAUAUAGAUAUAUCCAUAUCAAGGCAUUUCUGUGCACUUUCUACUUCAUAUUCAAAUGGGUCGUUCCCGUGGGAAAUUUCACUCUGCUGACGAAGACCCAAUCCAAAGAUCCAGGAGAAAGAAGAAUGCUGCCAGUGGAGAAAAUUUAGAAUCUUCAUCAGUAGGUCAAGGAACAAGUGAGGGGAAAAGGGCUUUAUACCAUUGCAAUUAUUGCAACAAAGAUAUUACUGGUAAGAUCCGUAUCAAGUGUGCGAUGUGCCCUGAUUUUGAUCUAUGUAUAGAGUGUUUCUCUGUUGGAGCAGAAGUAACCCCUCACAAAAGCAAUCACCCUUACAAGGUUAUGGAUAAUUUAUCUUUCCCACUCAUUUGCCCCAACUGGAAUGCAGAUGAUGAAACACUACUUCUAGAGGGAAUUGAAAUGUAUGGAUUGGGAAACUGGACCGAGGUUGCUGAGCAUGUUGGAACAAAGAGUAAAGAAAUGUGCAUUGAACACUAUACGAAUAUAUAUAUGAACUCCCCAUUUUUUCCUCUUCCAGACAUGUCUCAUGUAGUAGGGAAAAAUAGAAAGGAGCUUCUUGCUAUGGCUCAAGGACAUGGAGAGGACAAAAAAGGAUCUUCUAUGCUUGGGGAGCAUACUUUGAAGGAGGAGUCUCCAUUUUCUCCUUCCAGAGUCAAAGUUGAAGAAAUGCAUAAAGCUGGUCCCCCUGGUCGGUUACUGUCUACACUAAAUCCAGAUGUAGAAUCUGGGAUCCGUCCUAAUAGCCUGAAUGCAGCAGCAACAUCUGCCAUUAAGAAGGCAUCCAAAAUUGCCCGUGUUAAAGAUGGCUCCAAUAUCGUUAAGGUGGAAGAACCUCAAACAGACAGGAGUUUUAAAGGGAAAAAACCAAAUUCUUCUGGGAAGAAUGGAUCUUUAAUAGAGUCAAGUGGUUAUAAUGCCAAAAGGCAGGAGUUUGACCCUGAAUAUGACAAUGAUGCUGAACAAUUGCUGGCUGAGAUGGAUUUCAAAGAUACUGACACUGAAGAUGAGCGUGAGCUGAAGCUGCGAGUGCUCCGUAUCUAUUCAAAGAGGCUUGAUGAGAGAAAGCGUAGAAAGGAUUUCAUUUUGGAAAGAAAUUUGCUAUAUCCAAAUCUUUUUGAGAAGGACUUAUCUCCUGAAGAGAAGGCACUAUGCCGACGAUAUGAUGUCUUCAUGCGUUUUCAUUCCAAGGAAGAGCAUGAGGAAUUGCUUCAGACUGUGAUAUCAGAGCAUAGAACUCUGAAAAGAAUUCAAGAACUUAAGGAAGCCCGAGCUGCUGGUUGUCAUUCAUCUGCUGAUGCAGAUAGAUAUCUUGAACAGAAAAGAAAGCGAGAAGCUGAAGAAAGUUCCCAGAGAGCAAAAGAAAGUGGCCAGGUUGGUCCAAGCAACCAGGGAGGUCCAAAUGUUUUCAUUGGCUCAGACUCCAUUAGCAAAGACUCAAAUUCAAGACCAGCUGGACAGAGUUAUGUUAAUGAUUUGGAGAGAUUAGGCUUUUCCGAAGCACAGUUGCUGACUGAAUCUGAGAAACGCCUGUGUCAGGAGAUUAAGCUGCCACCUGCUGUCUAUCUUAAGAUGCAAGAGGUGAUGACAAAAGAAAUCUUCAUAGGCAAUGUCACUAAGAAAGCUGAUGCUCAUCCCCUAUUCAAGCUUGAAGCCAGCAAAGUUGAUAGAGUUUAUGAUGUUCUUGUGAAGAAAGGGAUUGCUCAACCAUGACGAAAUCUCACAUUCGUUCUGAAAUUUGAAUUUGUAAAUUCUUGUAUUCGUUUUGCCCCUAAGAAAUGAAAUAUACUUAAAAUUGCUAGUUA
Ricinus communis (castor bean) is the source of this 2468-nucleotide messenger RNA. Its product is annotated as transcriptional adapter ADA2b. The transcript is spliced from 13 exons. The coding region runs from base 703 to 2376 and encodes 557 amino acids. Gene Ontology annotation, molecular function: transcription coactivator activity; chromatin binding; protein binding. NCBI's taxonomy places the organism in Eukaryota, Viridiplantae, Streptophyta, Magnoliopsida, Malpighiales, Euphorbiaceae. Gene Ontology annotation, cellular component: nucleus. The record is from RefSeq and is a predicted model, not a curated record. Gene Ontology annotation, biological process: regulation of transcription by RNA polymerase II; chromatin remodeling.